GUUGUCAUAGUGAAAGGACGAGUCACGUGACGCCAAGAUGCUGCGGCCGCCGUCACUGACGUCACAAUCGCGAGCGAGUAAAGGAGGGGCGGUUUGUGUCGGAGAAGGCAGACGAGCAAGUCAGCUAAAGGAAUAGAAACGAUCAGAUAUAUACGUAACGGUCUACCGAAAUCUGUGCCCUUCUUCUAAUUUUGGGGAUUGCUCCAAUGCCCGGUCCCACCCAAACACUUUCCCCAAAUGGAGAGAACAACAACGACAUCAUCCAGGACAACGGGACCAACAUCAUCCCAUUCAGAAAGCACACGGUGCGCGGGGAGCGCGCGUACAGCUGGGGAAUGGCGGUCAACGUGUAUUCUACCUCAAUAACUCAGGAGACGAUGAGCAGACAUGAUAUCAUUGCCUGGGUCAAUGACAUUCUCUGUUUAGCAUACACAAAAGUCGAACAACUUUCUUCAGGUGCAGCUUACUGUCAGUUUAUGGAUAUGCUGUUCCCUGGCUGCAUCAGCCUGAAGAAAGUAAAAUUCCAAGCUAAGCUAGAACAUGAAUACAUUCACAAUUUUAAGCUCCUUCAAGCUUCAUUUAAAAGGAUGAAUGUGGACAAGAUCAUCCCAGUUGAAAAGUUGGUUAAAGGGAGGUUUCAGGACAAUUUGGAUUUUAUCCAGUGGUUCAAGAAAUUUUUUGAUGCAAACUAUGAUGGUAAGGAGUAUGAUCCAGUUGAAGCUCGACAAGGUCAAGAUGCAAUCCCUCCUCCGGACCCUGGUGAACAGAUUUUUAAUCUUCCAAAGAAGUCCCAUCAUGCAAACUCGCCGACAGCAGGCGCUGCCAAGUCGAGUCCAGCGUCAAAACCCACAACACCUUCAUCCAGACCUUCAUCUGCUAAAAAGAUACCAGCAACUGCACCACCAGCAAAAGGAGAAAAGGAGCUGGAGGCUCAGGUCACUCAGUUAAAUGAACAGGUGAAUUCAUUAAAAGUUGCACUUGAGGGUGUGGAAAAGGAGCGGGAUUUCUAUUUUGGAAAACUUCGAGAAAUUGAGUUACUUUGUCAGGAUCAGGGACAAGAGAGUGCCCAGUUUGUGGAGCGUUUAAUGGAAGUUCUUUAUGCAGCAGAAGACCAGGGCAGAAGAAGCAUCCUUUGUUGUCCACAAUAUGUGCUGCAGGGAGACGGAACAAUGCCUUCGAAGUGAGCGAGGAAGGACAUGCUGAACCUCAAGAUGACCAGGAGGAGCAGGUCCAUGAAGAAGCUCAGCAGCAGGAAGAGUACUGAGCUAAACCACUGGCACCCACAGUAUUCAGUAUUCAUUUUGUCAGGACCUUUUUUUUUUUUUUUUUAAUUUGCUUUUACUCCUGAAGAAGCGAGCGCAUGUGGCCUCGUACGAGGGGCUUCAGGCUCACUUUCGAAUAUUUAUGCAGUAGCAAAUGUACAGUAACUGAAACACUUCUAGCUUCCAUCUUUUUAGCAGGACAGUUACUGCUCCCUCUUAUUAUUUUUUUUUCCUCUUUCCUGGUCAAGUCACUUAAUUUCUCAAUAAAUAAUGGGCACGGGGCAGAACGGGGGACACUUUGGGGUUUGUUUAACGGUUCUUCAGGCUAUCAAAACAAAAAACGGCCUAAAUGGCCCUGCCUAAACAUGGAGGUUAUCAAUUUGGUUACCAUAGCAAAACAUUGCCUAGAAUACGUUUUUGGGCUCCGUGUUUUCUUGCUGAUAUUUAAAAGGUACUUAGGAGCUCUGGUUUA
This is a messenger RNA of Erpetoichthys calabaricus (reedfish), 1734 nucleotides long. RefSeq names its product microtubule-associated protein, RP/EB family, member 2 (gene mapre2). Lineage: Eukaryota; Metazoa; Chordata; Cladistia; Polypteriformes; Polypteridae. Gene Ontology annotation, molecular function: microtubule plus-end binding. The record is from RefSeq and is a predicted model, not a curated record. Gene Ontology annotation, biological process: spindle assembly; protein localization to microtubule plus-end; regulation of microtubule polymerization or depolymerization. The transcript has 8 exons. Gene Ontology annotation, cellular component: cytoplasmic microtubule; spindle midzone; microtubule plus-end. Bases 207 to 1184 code for a protein of 325 amino acids.